Messenger RNA from Psylliodes chrysocephalus, 3521 nucleotides. Lineage: Eukaryota; Metazoa; Arthropoda; Insecta; Coleoptera; Chrysomelidae. The record is from the annotation of a GenBank genome assembly.
CUAGGAAUCUAACGGAGUACGGAGUGUAAACCGUAAGGUGCAUUUUCAGAUUCGUGAAAUAGAUAGUUUGUCGGUUUUUUCAGCAGUGACUUUGAAAUUUAAAAGUUCGCGCGUUUGACUGUAAAAUAAUUUAAUUAUUUGCAUGUUCAUUCUUAAAGUUUAAAAGGUGGCACGCUAAUUUUCUGGAAAUGGUGCAUUCCACAUAAACAGAUGACGAUGUACUCCAAGUUAACACCUGCUGUUAUCUGAAGAUAGAAUAAUAUAUUAUGGGUUCUGAUUUCUACAGAAUAAUUUCCUGCUGAGAUAUACAAGAACCGAGGCCGUUAAUAUGAAACUGCUGCUAUUUUUUGCACUUUUAUCUUUUUCAUCAUCUCAAGACCUCUCACCAACGUUUCCUAACCGUCAUCCAGUGAAGAGAAGCUACGUAUGUCCUCCAAAGUUCAUCAGACAGGGUCACAGGUGUUACUAUUUUAGCAAACAUCCCCUGUCAUGGAACGAAGCGUUGUUUCAAUGUCGAGAUAUGCACAGCAAUCUUGCUGUUGUUCAAAAUAGGAAUCAAGAUAAGCUAAUAAAGAGUUUUUUGAGUAAAAAGACACUAGAUCCUCUGGAACGAUGGUUAGGAGGGGUUUACGAUUGGCGCAAGAUGGCUUGGAAAUGGGCUGCUUCUGGAAAACCUCUAGCAUUCAAUGGUUUUCCUAAAGAAGUAUCUCCUAAAGAUCCAGAAAGCUUAAGGUGGCACUGCAUUAUUGUUGAUCCUGCCUUACAAUUUAUGUGGAGUUCAAGGAGUUGCGUCGAACAAAAACACUUCAUCUGCCAAACGCGUUUGAAAACAGUGAACAACCGUGAGAAGAAGAAACUCAAACGACAGUAUAAAGCUGACAAAGAUAAUAAACUAAAUGAAAUUCCUGUUCCCCUUAUUAAUGAUUCUACAAAUAACGUAACAUCUUUGAAAUAUAACAUCCCCAUAACCUACCAUUUCGAAGUUAACGAAAACUUAAAUGACAAGACGAUGUUUGCUUAUAAAUCACCAGAAUUGUCUAAAAACUCUAGGCGAGUGAAUCCUCACAGAAACAAGAAACGAAAUCCUCAAAGGAUAAGACAAAUUCGUCUAGCAAAUGGAACCAUUGCAGAAGUACCGAGUCGACGAUUAAACAGAAAUAAGCAAAAUAAGAAAACUAAAAAUAUGGGAAAACCUACUUUGAUGAAGAACAUUCGAUGGAAAACUUACUAUAAAAAAGAAAAAUUACCGAAUCCUUUAUACCCACAACCCAUAGUUGAAGAAUACAACUACGUUCGAGAUGGUUGAGUAUUUUAGUUAGGUAUCAGCUUAGAAGCCUUAUUAUGUAAACUUUAGUGGACCAAAACAGAUUACUUGCUGAUUUAACAUGAUAUGUCAAUACAAAUUUUCUAUUUUAGAAUGUAUCAGUACCUGUAUUCAUUUAUGUAAUUCUUGUCUUAUGCCUCUUUUUUGUAAAAUCCAUCGAUAGUCUUUCUUUGACUGCGUCGUUUUUGAAUAAUGUGUAUAUUCAGAUAAUGUAAAGCUUAAAGUUAUCAGUAAUGUCUUCAGUUAAAAUGUAUACCGAGUGUCAGCGCAAAAAGUUCGAAUAAUGUAUUUUUUGGGUCUUUAAAAGAUAUACAGUAGUGUUCCAUAAAAUUGUAUCCAUAUGAAAUUUUUUUAAACAUUACCUUUGGAAAUAAAGUUCGUAAGAUAUUCAACUUUGCUUUUUUAAAAGCUGCAUUAGUUAUCGGUCAAAUUUAAUCAUUUUUAUAACAUUGUUCAACUGCAAUCAUUUGCUCGAAAUUAUCAUUGGAAUUAUCAGAAGUUGUCUGGCAAAUUAUAAGGGUUUUGGAUUCUGGUAUCUUUCUUGUUAGUAAUUGUGUAAUCAUCAACGUUUUCGAGACGUGCUCGAAUUUUUAAAGUAGUCGUGACCAACUCCUUUCCGAUCAGAAUUCCUCGACCAAUCUCUUCAUCGUGGUUCCAAGGUUCCAUCAUAACAUAUGUUCCUUAUUCCAUAGUUUCUUGUAGGCGUGCUACUAUAAUGGUUUCAUUUCUACCAGAUUCCUCCGUAUCUUCCUGUACAGCUACUGGCAUUGUACUGUCCCCAUAUGGAUGUAGGAAUACCUCUUCGGCACUAACUUUGAUCACUCUGUUUUUAAAAUCCAACUGGAAACCAUCUUAGUUCAUUACAUCUAUUCCAAGUAUAACAUCCAUCUUCAAUAUCGGCGAUAAUAACAGUAUAAGUGAUGUAUAUUAGCAAUUUCACCUGUGUCAGUCCGCAGUCGAAACCUUGAUGGUAAAAUUGUAUACUUUUUACUAUUUACGAGUUCGCUGUCUACGACUCUAGGACCACCCGCUCCAAUUUUCUUCAUUUGCUGUGACCCUAGGACAUUUGUACGAAUUGCGAACCGCAAUUUCAGCACCUGAUGGUCUUUAUCUUCUUUUCAGUAAUACUUUUCAUUAUGUUCACUAGUUGGUCGAGCUUUUCUCCACAAUUUCUUCUUUUACAGUCCUCCAAAAGCCUCCAAAAGCCUGUGUAGCUACCUCAGACUCUAGAGCAGCGGACGAGACAUCGACCAAUGUUUUAUGAGUGUUAUCUGCAUUUCGUAGUCACAGAGUCCAUCAACAAAUGUUUAGACUAUCAAAUAUUCAAUCAUGUUUUUUUGGAGCUGAUGGGUAAGCAAAUCGCACCAACCUGGCAAUAACUACUUCAUAUUCUUGAAGGGUCUCGUCUCGUUUCUAUUUGCGAUUCUUUAAUUAUGAGUGGUAUAAGUGUUCGUGGCCAUAUCGCAUGUUUAGUCACUUUCUAAGUUGUUCAAAUACAUCUGUCUCCUCCACAGGUAUAGUUUGAAAGAUUAUUAUUAUCCAUUGUAAUUGUAAAAUAAAUAUUCUUGGAUUCACUAAAGAAAAAUUGUACGAAUUGUGUAGCGAUCGAAAAUGUAGUAUAGAUCGACAGAAAUAACAAAACCUGUGAGACGUGCUGCGCUUAAAUGCUCUUGUGGGCUUCAGCUAUUUCUACUGUACUAUACUUUAAAAUCUGUAAUAGAAAAAAUAAUUCAAUGGCCUUUGUAUAUAUAUUUUUUGUUUUUAUUUGUACCUACUUCUGUAUUUAUUAAACAUUAUUUUUGCUGUAAGUAUUAACUGUAAAUAUUUUUGUUCUUUAAUUUAAAUGAUAAAGAAUAUCUCAUAAAUAUAAUUUAAGAUUAUGGAAAUGUAUAGAUAUAGAUGGUAGAAGAGUUAAAAAUAAUUUACAGCUUAAGCUUAUUACGAUACUGCUUAAUGUAGGUAGACCCUACAAUGAUGAUAACUAAGUUCACGUUUUUAUACUUUUACUUAUAAACCUUUAGAGCUUAGAAUAUCGUAGAUCAUUUUUAAUUAUUUCUACCUCGUCUAACGUGCUAUUUUUGAGAUAUAUUUACGCAAUUUUGUAUAUUGCUUUUUUAUUUAAUACAUCCAUAUUGUUCCUCAUUUUUUAUAUUUUUAUUCGGCACAUAAAUAAUAAAUAAAGCAGCUAAAGAAUUUA